Molecule: messenger RNA, 449 nt
Organism: Euleptes europaea (tarantolino)
Lineage: Eukaryota; Metazoa; Chordata; Lepidosauria; Squamata; Sphaerodactylidae
Gene: TMEM42
Product: transmembrane protein 42
Exons: 3
Coding region: 1-444 (147 amino acids)
Source: RefSeq, a predicted model, not a curated record
AUGGCGGGCGGCUGGGGAUCCGCGUACGCUGCCGCAGCCGGCCUGCUGGGGGCGCUGGCGGCCUGUUCAGCCAAGCUGGCCCUGGGCGCCGACUACCUGCGGGGGAUCUGCGUGGCGGCGGUCGGCUCCGCCGCCGGUCCUUGCGACUGGUUACCCAUCAUACUUCAAGCGGGAUGCGGUGGACUGGUGCUUGCAUGCAAUGCCAUCAUGUGGACUUUCUUUGCCAAAGCCUUAAAAUACUCCUCCUCUUCAGCGGCAGCAACUGUGACAUCAACCACUUCCAACUUCAUCUCUUCUGCUGUUCUUGGCAAUUUGCUGUUUGGGGAGACUCAUGCCCUCUUAUGGUGGAUAGGGAUAUCCAUUACACUCUUUGGCCUUCUGCUGCUCCACACUGCCCCACCUCCAUCAGAAGAACAAAAGCAUCCAAAGGAAAAGAAAACAUAGAACCA